Molecule: messenger RNA, 2313 nt
Organism: Entrophospora sp. SA101
Lineage: Eukaryota; Fungi; Glomeromycota; Glomeromycetes; Entrophosporales; Entrophosporaceae
Source: the annotation of a GenBank genome assembly
AUGAGAGAAAUGCUUGAAUCGUUUAGAUUGCCAGGUGAGGCACAACAAAUUGAAAGAAUUAUGGAAACUUUUGCUAUAACUUAUUUUGCUACUAAACCAGCUGAAAUUGCAACACAAGAUGCUACAUUUGUUUUAGCUUAUUCAGUUAUAUUGUUGAACACUGAUUUACAUAAUCCACAAGUUCGACGACGUAUGGGGAUUGAGGAUUAUAUGAAAAAUUUAAGAAAUGUUAACAAUGGACAAAAUUUUGCCACAGAAUAUCUACAAGCAAUUUAUGAUGCUAUUCGCAAAAAAGAAAUAAUAAUGCCUGAAGAACAUGAAGGUCAACUGGGAUUUAAUUAUGCAUGGAAAGAACUGUUACAUAGAGCCGAAAGUGCAGGGCCAUUUGUAAUAUGCAACGUUCCUUUGUACGAUAAAGAUAUGUUUACAACAGUAUGGAAGCCAACAGUAGCAGCUAUUUCCUUUGCACCAGACGAUGCAACUUUACAAAAAGCUAUUAAUGGAUUUCAUCGAUGUGCAUUAUUAUCAGCCCAAUAUAAAUUAUAUGAAGUGUUUGAUUAUAUAAUUAUGUCGUUGGCAAAGAUGACAGAACUUCUUGGCUCUAGAUAUUCAAAUGAGACUGCCAAUAAUCCGAUUAUUAAAGUUCAAGAUAUUGAUAUCACAGUAAGUGAUUUGACAAUUCAAUUUGGAAGAAAUUAUAAGGGACAACUAGCUGCUGUGGUUUUAUUUGCUGUUGCUAAUGAACAUGGAAAUGUAUUGAGAGAUGGAUGGAAAUACGUAGAAAUUAUAAAAAAUCUUUUUGUAAAUUCAUUAUUACCAAGUUCAAUGAUACAAGUGGAAGAUUUUUUAGCUGGUACAACAACAAUUCCACUUAAACCAAAAACUACUACAUUUUCAAAACAAGAAAGGCGUGACAACUUUUUAUUAUCGGCAUUAUCCUCAUAUUUGUUAUCGCCAUAUUCGGGUAAUUAUGAAUCUUCAAGAAGUGCACCUACCAAAGAAGAAAUAGAAUGCACCAUGUGUACAGUUGAUUGUGUUAAAGCAUGUCAUUUAGAUGAUAUAUUUGCUGACAUAAGAACUUUAGGUCAAGAAUCGCUUAAAAAUCUUAUGAAAGCACUCAAAUUUAUUGCAGAUGGAAAUACAACAACAAAGAUCAAUGAUGUUACUAAAUUAUCAUAUCCGCCAAUACCUCAUACCACACACCCAACUUCUACUGAUCAACAACAGCCGAUUCUUUUUGGACAUAUAACUGAUAUUUUAAAAGAAUCUCAAAACAAUAGUAUUCUAUUAGUUGAGAGAACAGUUGUUGCAUUACUUAGAUUGUGUAUUCAUCUGACACACAAGGAUGAAAUGAUAUCUGAUAUUUUGUUGGCAUUAGAACUAUUGGCUACAUUGCCAGAUGAUGUAAUAAAUUCUGUUGGCGAACAAAUGAUGGCAGGAAUAUUGAAUAUUAUCAAAUCAGAUCCUUCAUAUAUCAAAGGGAAAAGACCACGAGAACCAGUUUUCAAAUUACUUAGAGCAACUUCAACACACCCACAAGCAUCUAAAUAUUCAUUUGAUGUUAUUACAUUAUUAAUAAAAGAAAAAAAAGGUAUCAAUCUUGAUAACUUUAAUGAUUGUGUAGAACUUUUGGCAGAGUUCGCUUCAGCUGCUACAUUUCCAAUAGAUCAACAAGAAAAGCAACAGUUCGUUGAAUCACCGAAACCAAAAAAUUCAAGAGAUAAUCUUACUAAAACUCAAUCUGCUAUUAUAGAUAGAGCAAAAGAAGCUGUUGUAUUGAUGGAUAUAUUAUAUGUUGAAAUACCAAACCUGCUCAGUGAAACUGGUAAAUCACCAAGAGAAGCAUGGUCGAAUUAUUGGUUACCAAUUUUAACAGGAUUCAGUCAACAAUGUUAUAGUCCAUGUUUUGAAGUUAGACAAAAUGCAAUAGCAUAUUUGCAACGGUCACUUUUAAACCCACAGCUUGUAUCACAUGGUGGCACGGAAUGGGUAUUAGUGUUUGAUCUUGUGUUGUUUCCAUUGUUAGAUCAACUAUUAAAACCAGAAAUAUAUCAAGCUGACCCAGUUGGUAUUGAUGAAUCUAGGAUAAGAGCUUCGGCAUUAUUAUGUAAAAUAUUCUUACAUUAUCUGAAUAGGUUGAUGGAAUGGGGUGGAUUAAUUACAUUGUGGUCACAAAUUUUAGACGUAAUGGAAAAAUAUAUGUUUACAGAUUCAUUGAGAGAAGCAGUUCCUGAAUCAUUAAAGAAUAUGUUAUUAGUAAUGUCAACUUCGGGUGUUUUAAUUCCACCAGUUAAUCAAGAACAUAAAACAUAA